This is a messenger RNA of Pistacia vera, 925 nucleotides long. RefSeq names its product ubiquitin-conjugating enzyme E2 2. The record is from RefSeq and is a predicted model, not a curated record. The transcript is spliced from 6 exons. The coding region runs from base 185 to 643 and encodes 152 amino acids. NCBI's taxonomy places the organism in Eukaryota, Viridiplantae, Streptophyta, Magnoliopsida, Sapindales, Anacardiaceae.
UUCUUUCUCUUUUUCUCCUUAGAUUCACUCUUCCUUUUUUCCUCUCCACUUGUACUCACCAUUUUCCUCCAUCCUUUUUUUUCGUGUUAUAUAAAUUCCAUCAAUUAGGAGCUAGAACUUGAAACCCUAGCUUCUGCUCUGAGGUUUUCCACCUUCUCUUUUCAUCCACAUAUAGGUGGUGCCAAUGUCGACUCCUGCGAGGAAGAGGCUAAUGAGGGAUUUUAAGAGGUUGCAACAAGACCCACCUGCAGGCAUCAGUGGAGCACCCCAAGACAACAAUAUUAUGCUCUGGAAUGCUGUGAUAUUCGGUCCUGAUGAUACUCCUUGGGAUGGAGGUACAUUCAAGUUGACUCUUCAGUUUACAGAGGAUUAUCCAAACAAACCCCCAACGGUUCGAUUUGUUUCUCGAAUGUUUCAUCCAAAUAUUUAUGCUGAUGGAAGUAUUUGUUUGGAUAUUUUACAAAAUCAAUGGAGCCCUAUAUAUGACGUAGCUGCUAUACUCACAUCUAUCCAGUCAUUGCUCUGCGAUCCCAAUCCGAAUUCCCCUGCAAAUUCUGAAGCUGCUCGGAUGUUUAGUGAGAACAAGCGUGAGUACAACCGAAGAGUAAGGGAAAUAGUGGAGCAGAGCUGGACAGCAGACUAGCUCUUCCUUGGGUGGAGUAAUUCAAGUCUGAAGGUUUUGGGGCAUGUUUUAUUGACAUUGCCAUUUCAUUAUCCAAUAUCAGGAGUUGUUGAAUUUAUCCUGUAUUUCUCAUGUCAACCUUUCAUAUAUGAUGGGAGAGCUAUUUGAUCCAUAUUAUAGUAUGACUUUUCAGUGUGUUGUGUCUUUGAUCUUUUGUAAAAUAGAAUUUUAUGAAUCAAUUUGCAAUGAAUUUCUAUGAACUGCCAUCGUUUGAUAAACAAGUUGUCUUUGACAUUUCUUCUA